AUGUUCCGCUCUAAUUACUAUGAUGAUGAUCCCAUGGACGGCGUCUUCAGCUCCUCCAUGCUCCGCCAUGGAGGUGCAACCCGCCGUUUCGACGAGUACUACCGCUGUUACCCUGUCGCCAUGAUGCCUGGUCCUGAGAGAGAGAACGUCAACCACGGCGGUAAAGUCAUCAUGCCACCGAGUGCUUUGGACAAGUUGACUCGGCUACAUAUCACAUACCCUAUGCUCUUCGAGCUGCAUAAUGGUGCACGAGAAAGGUUGACCCAUGCGGGUGUAUUGGAGUUUAUCGCCGAGGAGGGGAAAAUCUAUCUGCCUUUUUGGCUCAUGCAAACCCUCCUCCUCGAACCGGGUGACCUAGUGCAGGUCAAGUCGACCGAUCUUCCUCCGGGCCAGUUCAUCAAGCUCCAAGCCCAGUCAACGUCGUUUCUUGAUAUAAGUGAUCCUAAGGCUGUGCUUGAGAAUGCAUUCCGCAACUUUUCAUGUCUGACAAAAGGCGAUGUCUUCACAUUUGCCUACAAUGAUCAAGUUUAUGAGAUGGCGGUUUUGGAAACUAAGCCAGCCACCAAUUCAAAUGCCAUUUCCGUCCUCGAAACAGAUCUGGAGGUCGACUUUGCCCCUCCUGUAGGAUACGAGGAACCCCAACGUCCAAGCGGUACCAGUACUCCCCGCAGUGGCGUGAGCGCAACCAAGCUUCCGUCUGGCGGAUUACUUCACCCCCAUGGAACCAUGGCUCAGUCAAUUAACUACGCCGCCAUUGCACCUGAGUCUACUGACGCUGCAGCAGGAGCAAAAGCGGUGUCAUCAAACUUCCUUAUCGGCGGACAGCGUCUGAAUGCGAAAAAGGGAAGUAAGGCUCCAACGCCAAAGGCCUCAACUCCACGCCCGGAGCCACAAAUCCUCAACAUCCUCCUCCUGCGUGACGAAAGCGGCCAGGUUGUCGAGGGCGAGAAGCCCCGUUUUCAGGGAAGUGGUCAAACAUUAAGAGGGAAAAAGAAGGACACCGGAGGCUCUGUAACGCCCACCUAG
Aspergillus bombycis is the source of this 1026-nucleotide messenger RNA. RefSeq names its product polyubiquitin-binding protein UFD1. Bases 1 to 1026 code for a protein of 341 amino acids. NCBI's taxonomy places the organism in Eukaryota, Fungi, Ascomycota, Eurotiomycetes, Eurotiales, Aspergillaceae. Gene Ontology annotation, molecular function: polyubiquitin modification-dependent protein binding. Gene Ontology annotation, cellular component: VCP-NPL4-UFD1 AAA ATPase complex. The record is from RefSeq and is a predicted model, not a curated record. The transcript has 4 exons.